Messenger RNA from Cryptotermes secundus, 1147 nucleotides. Its product is annotated as EF-hand calcium-binding domain-containing protein 1. The coding region runs from base 1 to 861 and encodes 286 amino acids. Gene Ontology annotation, molecular function: calcium ion binding. The record is from RefSeq and is a predicted model, not a curated record. NCBI's taxonomy places the organism in Eukaryota, Metazoa, Arthropoda, Insecta, Blattodea, Kalotermitidae. The transcript is spliced from 4 exons.
AUGGAGACCAUACCUGCGCGGCGCAUUGGAAAGGGGGAGGCGCUUAUCAAGAGCGUCUCACUGUUCGUGACAAGCGGACGCAAAGCGUCAGUAGCUGCCGCUGCGGCUGCUGCAGCCUGGAAGUCGAGGACAGAACGACAGGGCGACGGAGUCAGUGUGAAGGAGGCACGAAGCAGGAAGAUGGGUGAUGAGGCGAAGUGCUUACCCAGGAUAGUGGAGGCGCUUAGGAGGAACACGCAUUUCAGCAGGCAGGAGACGGAAGCUCUGGUCCGUGUAUAUCAGAAACUAGUGGCCAGCAGUGCGGAUAUGAUGGCCGGACAGGCGGCUGGAAGUGGACAGGGGGCUCUGCUAACCUCUGGUGGUGCAGCUCCCGGUGUCUGUGAGGGCCUGGACCGAGCUGUGUUCAGGGAGCUUCUCCACAACGCGUUCGACCUUGUCACGGAAGAUGUGCUGAUGGACCGCAUCUUCUGCGCUUUCGACAGGACCUGCUGCGGGAGCGUCCGGCUCGAGGACUGGAUGUCCGGCCUGUCCGUGUUCUUGCGCGGAACACUGGAGGAGCGAACCGCCUUCUGCUUCCUCGUGUAUGACCUGAACAAUGACGGCUUCAUCACGCGCGAUGAGAUGUUCAGCCUCCUCAAAAACUGCCUGAUGAAGCAACCGGGGGAUGAAGACCCUGAUGAAGGUGUUAAGGAUCUAGUCGAACUUGUGCUGCGGAAGUUAGACACAGAUCGAGAUGGUAAGAUUUCGUUCCAGGAUUUCCAGACAGCCGUGAGAGAGGAACAGUUGUUACUGGAAGCCUUUGGGCUGUGCCUGCCCUCGGAGGGUGCAUGCCAGACUUUCAUGGCCACCUUGUGCUCAUGAUCGUCCCUUCGCAUUCCAGCACGGACUGAUCACAGGACCUGAGGUCCUAUGGCCACAGCGAUGGUUUGAACGUUCAUGAGAUGGUGAAGUUCCAAGGGAGGAGACAUUGCAACUGAACCGAACACAUCUGCUUCUCGUCUGUGGAGAUAGUUUAAUGAUAAAAUUAUGAACAGAUAAAUAAAAGCACAGAAUCACUUUUAAACAGUAGUAAGGGGGUGAAGGGUAAUAUCUUUUGGAUAUAACGCAGUGUAGUCCUUCGAAAUUUUAACAACCGUUUCGGAGGAAA